AAUCCGUUAUGGUCAAAUUAUUGAUUACUUUUCUAUCGGUCCUAGGAGUGAUAUCUCUCGAAAGCCGUAGCACGCACGCAGUGGAGGUACCAUGUGAAAGUUCUGGAAGUUCAAUAGAACUGCAGAGUGUGGAUAACGAUUGCCAAAAAUUCAUCGUCUGUGUUUUAAACGUCGGGACUGAAAUCAGUUGUCCGAAUGAGACCUAUUUCGAUAUUCGGACGCAAAAAUGUGGCACCGACAACAGUCAGUGUGAUCCUAAACAUUGUCACCCUGCUUGUAAGCAUAUUACUGAAAAGGUAGCACAUGAAGACGACUGCACAAAAUACGUGCAGUGUAACGCCGAUUGUACUGGUGAAACGGAAACAUGCCCUGCGGGUUUACAUUUUAAUCCGUUUUUGGAAGUAUGUGAUUCGCCGAAUUUCGCCGAAUGCAUGAUGCAGAUUUGCUCGCAUAAUGUCGUCAACGAUUGGGCGAUUGUAGCAAGCGUCAACAGUUGCCAAACGUAUUAUUUAUGUUUUGGAACUUACGUGUCGCCGCAACACUGCGCAGCUGAUACAUUUUUCGAUCCUGAAAAAGGUCGAUGUGAGCUGAUCUCUGCUGAAAACUCAUGCGAGAUGAAUCGACCUCCUUCGCCUCCUAACUCUGUGAUUGAGCAGUGUCAACCGAAUACGGAACUAUUGUACAUACCAUACCCGGACGAUGCAUCUAUAUACUUCCGAUGUCUGAAUGGUAAUCUAAUGGUACUUCAAUGUCCUGAUGGAUUGAUAUUUGAUUUUGUAAAUCAGGUAUGUUCAUUACCUAUUGAUAAAUCCAUUGAAAUUUAUUGAUUAAUAAAGA
Topomyia yanbarensis is the source of this 837-nucleotide messenger RNA. RefSeq names its product probable chitinase 10. NCBI's taxonomy places the organism in Eukaryota, Metazoa, Arthropoda, Insecta, Diptera, Culicidae. Gene Ontology annotation, molecular function: chitin binding. The coding region runs from base 9 to 827 and encodes 272 amino acids. The record is from RefSeq and is a predicted model, not a curated record. The transcript is spliced from 3 exons. Gene Ontology annotation, cellular component: extracellular region.